AGACAAAUCCCGGCCAUUGGUUGCUAUAGCUGCUUCCUUCCUUUGCUGUUGCUGUUGCUGUUGCUUUCAGCUCUCACCGAAUCCAACCUCAGCUGCUUCCAUUUGUUCCCAUUAAACAAUUAAUAAUGCUCAAACUCUGCUGGAGAAGGUAACCAAGCCGCGUAGACCCAGACAAGGAAACUCAGUAAACGCUUCUAUAUCGAUCUUUGUUUGUUUUUUUUGGCUAUAUAUAAAAGCUGCGUCCAUCAUCCCAAAACAGUUUCCGGGUUUGAUUCAUAUUAUUGGUGGCAAGCUUCAAGAUGUCAUCUUUAACUCUGGUUCUGUGGUUCGGGUUGUUCUUGUUGGGUGUGGGUGUGGCUAUGGCGGCAGAGGAGACUACCACGACGACGACGACGUCGGCGUCGAGGGAGCUGGACCGGACGCCUACUUGGGCCGUCGCCGGAGUCUGUGCUGUUAUCAUCAUCAUCUCUUUGAUUUUGGAGAAGGUCCUGCACAAAGUCGGAACGUGGCUUUCAGAGAGGCACAAGAGAGGUCUGUUUGAAGCUCUGGAGAAGGUUAAAGCGGAGCUGAUGAUUCUGGGUUUUAUUUCACUAAUCCUGACCUUUGGCCAAAGUUACAUUGCCAAAAUCUGUAUUCCGCUUAAGGUUGCAAACACUAUGCUGCCAUGUAGUCAAGCUUCAACUGCUUCGGAAGAUGAAGAAUCAACAAGUCGCAGAAGACUCUUAUCGACUGACCGCCGAUUUUUAGCUGCUGCAACUACUACUGCAUGCAAGAGUGGUUUUGAGCCACUGAUCUCUAUUAAUGGAUUGCACCAAUUGCACAUCCUCAUAUUCUUCUUGGCUGCCUUUCACGUAGUAUACAGUGCUAUCACAAUGCUUCUUGGGAGGCUAAAGAUUCGAGGAUGGAAGGCAUGGGAGGCUGAGACUUCAUCGCAUAGCUAUGAGUUCUCAAAUGAUCCUUCAAGAUUCAGACUUACUCAUGAGACAUCAUUUGUGAAAGCACAUACCAGUUACUGGACUAGGAUUCCAUUCUUCUUUUAUGUUGGAUGCUUCUUUCGACAAUUUUUUAGGUCUGUUAGUAAAUCUGACUACUUGACAGUGCGCAAUGGAUUCAUUUCUGUCCAUUUAGCCCCUGGAAGUAAAUUCAACUUCCAAAAGUACAUCAAGAGAUCGUUAGAAGAUGACUUCCAGGUCGUUGUCGGAGUCAGUCCCGUACUAUGGGCAUCAUUUGUGAUAUUUUUGCUCCUUAAUGUUAAAGGAUGGCAAGCACUAUUUUGGGCAUCCAUGAUCCCUGUCAUUAUAAUCUUAGCCAUUGGAACAGAACUUCAAUCCGUCCUGACCAAGAUGGCUCUAGAAAUCUCAGAAAGGCACGCAGUGGUUCAAGGGAUUCCUCUUGUACAAGGCUCUGAUAGAUACUUUUGGUUUGGUCGACCGCAUUUGGUUCUUCAUCUCAUCCAUUUUGCGUUGUUUCAGAAUGCGUUCCAAAUUAUAUAUUUCUUGUGGAUAUGGUAUUCAUUUGGGUUGACAUCUUGCUUCCAUGCCAAUUUCAAGCUAGCAAUUGCAAAAGUAAUUGUAGGGGGCGGAGUUCUAUGUAUGUGCAGCUACAUCACACUGCCACUAUAUGCCCUCGUAACUCAGAUGGGUUCAAAUAUGAAGAAGUCCAUCUUUGAUGAACAAACAUCCAAGGCCCUUAAGAAGUGGCACAAUGCUGUGAAAAAGAAGACCACCGGGCAAGGAGGCAAGUCUCCUGCUCGAGUCCUGGGUGGGAGCACUGUUGGCGGAAGCACUGUUGGUGGAAGCUCAUCUGUUUCGGCCGUGCACUCCUCUGGACCUACAUUGCACCGUUUCAAAACAACCGGCCACUCAACCCGCUCCUCCGCUUUCGAAGAUCACGAGACAUCAGAUCAUGAAACCGAUCCUUUGUCACCCUCAUCAUCAACAAACUUGAUAGUAAGAGUGGAUCAAGGUGAGCAACAAACUGAAAUAACCGAGCCACACCAUGAGGAGCAAACCACCAUUGAAAUGGACGAGUUCACAUUUACGAAGCCUGAUCUGGCAAAACAAACAUGAAAAACAGCACAGCAGCAAGCAAUGCCGCCUUCCGAUUGCGUUAGAAAUUUUUUUGUUACUUAGGCAGAAAGAUUAGUGAAAUCAUUGAAAUAUUGCAGCUACAUGUAGUAGCACAUCUUGUACAUCAAAUUGGUUGUUCAUAUGUUACUAGCUGGUAAGUAAUAACCACUUCAUCUUUGUACUAGCCUGGUUUUGCUCAAUGAUUCUUUUUUUAUUCCA
Molecule: messenger RNA, 2288 nt
Organism: Rosa rugosa (rugosa rose)
Lineage: Eukaryota; Viridiplantae; Streptophyta; Magnoliopsida; Rosales; Rosaceae
Product: MLO-like protein 10
Exons: 15
Coding region: 300-2069 (589 amino acids)
Biological process (GO): defense response
Cellular component (GO): membrane
Source: RefSeq, a predicted model, not a curated record